This is a messenger RNA of Neolamprologus brichardi, 662 nucleotides long. Lineage: Eukaryota; Metazoa; Chordata; Actinopteri; Cichliformes; Cichlidae. The record is from RefSeq and is a predicted model, not a curated record.
AUGGAGGCCUUCAGAGUUGAUCCAGAGAUGGGAAAUGUUAGUGAAACAGAGCAGGCUGUGGUCCCCCGGGCGAGCAGGGACCACGCUGUGACCGGUGACCUCAGAGUGCUACACAACCUGCGGGCCUUUGAGGAGACCAGCCGGGUGACCUCCCCCUUUGACGGGGUGCAGACAGAAAUCCAGCCGUACAUGAGAAGGAUACUAGCUGUGUGGAUGUUUCAGGUGUGUGAGGAGCAGAAAUGCGAGGAGGAGGUGUUUCCGCAGGCGAUGCGUUACCUGGACUGUUACCUGAGCCGUUUUGCAGUUGAGAAGACCAACCUGCAGCUGUUAGGGGCAGUUUGCAUGUUCCUGGCCUCCAAAAUGAGAGAAACGACCCCCCUGACUGCCAGCAAGCUUUGUGUCUACACAGAAAACUCCAUUUCAGUCUCAGACAUUCUGCACUGGGAGCUGGCAGUGGUGUCAAGGUUAGAGUGGUGUCUGGCCUCCGUGGUCCCCUCUGACUUCCUGGAGCCAAUUCUUCACGCUCUCCCCUUUGUCCGACCUCCCCACCUUCAGAACAUGCGCAGGCAUGUUCACACCUACAUCGCUCUGGCUGCCAUGGGUACGUUGCAUAAUUGCGUUACCUAAACAUGAAAUGGUAUCCCCAAAUGAAAGACAAUAUC